CAUAUCAGUAUCCAAGAAAGAGUAGAAACAGUCUGGAGAGAGAGUGAUGAUAGUAAGGGGAGGUGAAAAUCUGACGGAAAAUCUUGGAAAGUAACAUGGAAAAAGGAGCAUAACAACCGUCUUCCGGAGCUGCUUAUCAUAUUGUUCUUCACCAGAAAAAGAAGAUCAAAACAUUCGUCUUCACUCUCUAUUCAUACACACAUAUCUGUAUACGUAUUUUUGCAUGCGAAAAUUUUACUGGAAGAAAAUAGUGGGGGCCGAGAAUGAAUAAAGCAAAAAAGAGAAGGGUAAAGGAGCCUUGAAUCUCAGCUCCCCCUUUUGGGAACAAACAGAAACAAAUAUGGCGGAAGAUCUCUGUUUCUGGCUCAAGGAUAGCUUGAUUAUAAAAAUUCCAAAGAAGAAUCCACUGGCAUUGAGGAUGGUGGUUUUGGUCUUCGUGAUGCUGUGUGCAAUUUAUAUAUCUUCUGUCUGUCUUAGGCAAGUCGGGCAAUUCGGUGGACAGUCAACUGGACGUUUAUUCAGCGUUCCAGUCAUAGAGAGACCUUGUGAAGCAGUUGACAUUGAACCUUCAGAAAAGUCUUAUGUGCAUUUCCCCAAACCAAAGACUUUUAGCAGGGAUGAAUGUGCGUGUAAUCCUGUACGGAACUUUGCAAUCUUGUCAACACAGAGGUCUGGAAGUGGGUGGUUUGAGACAUUAUUGAACAGUCAUAUGAACAUAAGCUCCAAUGGUGAGAUAUUCUCAGUUAAGGUCCGGAGAAAGAACAUUUCCACAAUUGUAGAAACUUUGGAUAAACUUUAUAAUCUAGACUUCCUUACCAGCGCCUCAAAAAAUGAGUGCACGGCUGCCGUUGGAUUGAAAUGGAUGCUUAACCAGGGCUUGAUGCAACAUCAUGAGGAAAUAGUGGAAUACUUCAAGUCUAAAGGUGUUUCGGCAAUUUUUCUUUUCAGAAGGAAUCUGUUCCGCCGCAUGAUUUCGAUACUAGCUAAUUCUUACGACCAGAACGCCAAACUACUAAACGGGACUCACAAAUCCCAUGUGCACUCUGCCCAUGAGGCUGAGAUACUUGCGAGUUACAAGCCGACUAUCAAUACAAGUCUACUCAUACCCAAUCUGAAGCAAGUGGAAGAACUAGUCACCAAAUCGUUGGAAUAUUUCAAGAGCACUCGGCAUAUCAUUCUCUACUACGAGGAUGUAGUAAAGAAUCGAACAAAAUUGGUCGAUGUUCAAGAUUUUCUUAGAGUUCCACGACAGGAGCUGAAGAGUCGUCAGGUGAAGAUACACAAAGGACCGUUGUCCUCACAGGUCGAAAACUGGGGAGAGAUCAAGAAGACGCUCAAGGGAACACAUUAUGAGUCUUUUUUAGGAGAAGAUUACAAAUUGUAACUAAUGUGUGCACCCUGUAUAUAUCUUGGCUUCUCUAGCUUAGCUUAUUUAUUCAUUAAUUCUUUGAACAGGGAGAAACCGAGCAAUGCAUCAUCUCCCUGUUGUGAAAUUUUGAAGGAAUGAUAUUUAGACUGACGGCUUCAGAAACUUGGGAAUGUUCUGUUCUAGUCUACCGAUGUUUUAACAUGAAUGGUUUAGAUUA
Messenger RNA from Sesamum indicum (sesame), 1586 nucleotides. RefSeq lists its product as uncharacterized. NCBI's taxonomy places the organism in Eukaryota, Viridiplantae, Streptophyta, Magnoliopsida, Lamiales, Pedaliaceae. The record is from RefSeq and is a predicted model, not a curated record.